Molecule: messenger RNA, 6354 nt
Organism: Conger conger (European conger)
Lineage: Eukaryota; Metazoa; Chordata; Actinopteri; Anguilliformes; Congridae
Gene: p4hb
Product: prolyl 4-hydroxylase, beta polypeptide
Exons: 11
Coding region: 202-1734 (510 amino acids)
Biological process (GO): response to endoplasmic reticulum stress; protein folding
Cellular component (GO): endoplasmic reticulum
Molecular function (GO): protein disulfide isomerase activity
Source: RefSeq, a predicted model, not a curated record
CUGCGCAGUAGAACUGGCCUCUCUGGUUCCUGCGCGCAGUGCCACGUUAGUAGCGGCAUACACAAAAUAGAGGCGACCGCUCAGCAAUCGAAAUAUUAAAAAUACGCAAAUCAAAAUAUCUGAUUUACUCACAUAAAAAUAGUUGUCCACGGUACUGUGACCACAGCCUCUCAAUUUUCAGUAUUGAAGACGAGCACAAGUAUGUUGAAGUUUUUGGUACUCUGUGCACUAGCUGCGGCUAGCAGGGCUGAUGUUCCCGAGGAAGAUGAUGUCUUGGUUUUGAAGAAAAGUAACUUUGAAGAGGCACUGAAGGCGCACCCCAACAUUCUGGUUGAAUUCUAUGCUCCAUGGUGCGGACACUGCAAGGCCCUGGCCCCUGAGUAUGCGAAAGCGGCGGGCAUGCUGAAGGCUGAGGGCUCCGAUAUCCGCCUGGGUAAAGUGGACGCCACCGAAGAGGCCGAUCUAGCGCAGGAGUACGGGGUGCGUGGGUACCCCACCAUCAAAUUCUUCAAGGGAGGAGAGAAGGGGUCCCCAAAAGAAUACUCAGCUGGCAGGCAGGCCGACGACAUUGUGAGCUGGUUGAAGAAGCGCACUGGCCCAGCUGCCACCACAUUGACUGAAGUCACUCAGGCAGAGUCUCUGAUUGCAGACAGUGAAGUUGCUGUCAUUGGCUUCUUCAAGGAUGCCGAGUCUGAUGGUGCCAAGGCUUUCCUGAAGGCAGCAGAAGCUGUUGACGACAUUCCUUUUGGCAUCGCCUCUGACGAUGCCCUGUUUUCCAAAUUCGAAAUGUCCGCGGAUGGUGUCGUUCUCUUCAAGAAGUUCGAUGAGGGCCGGAAUACCUUUGAUGGAGAGCUCAACAAGGAGAACCUGCUUGGAUUCGUCAAGGCCAACCAGCUGCCCCUGGUCAUCGAGUUCACUGAGCAGACGGCCCCCAAGAUCUUUGGAGGAGAAAUCAAGUCCCACAUCCUGAUGUUUCUGCCAAAGGCAGCUUCCGAUUUCCAGGACAAGAUGGACCAAUUCAAGAAGGCCGCUGAAGGAUUCAAGGGCAAGAUCCUCUUCAUCUUCAUCGACAGCGACCUGGAGGACAAUCAGCGGAUCCUGGAGUUCUUCGGCCUGAAGAAAGAAGAAUGCCCGGCCGUCAGACUCAUCACCCUGGAGGACGAGAUGACCAAAUACAGGCCCGAGAGCGAGGACAUCACUGCGGACAAUAUCAUCGCUUUCUGCACUCUCUUCACGGAGGGGAAGCUCAAGCCUCACCUGAUGAGCCAGGACAUCCCUGAGGACUGGGACAAAAACCCUGUCAAAGUCCUUGUCGGGAAGAACUUUGAGGAAGUUGUCUAUGACCCUACCAAGGAUGUCUUCAUUGAAUUCUAUGCACCCUGGUGCGGACACUGCAAGCAGCUGGCUCCCAUCUGGGAUAAGCUCGGGGAGAAGUACAAGGACAGCGCUAACAUUGUUGUGGCAAAGAUGGACUCCACUGCCAAUGAGAUCGAAGCUGUCAAGGUCCACAGCUUCCCCACACUCAAGUUCUUCCCUGCUGGAGAUGAUCGCAAGGUUAUCGACUACAAUGGGGAGAGGACACUGGAGGGCUUCACCAAAUUCCUGGAGAGUGGGGGCAAGGAGGGCGGUGCACCAGCAGGAGAAGAGGAUGACGAGGAAGGUCUGGACGACCUUGAUGACGACUCGCACGACGGGGAUGACUCUGAUGGCGAGGAGGGGCACGACGAGUUGUAGGAGACAACCGGAAGAGACGUACCCCCUCACCUUCCCCCAAACCCCACCCUGUCCUGUGAACACUGACCCCUCUCUUCCCAACUGCUUCAGUCACCAGGCAUCACAGGAACCCUCAGCUGCCACCCAAACCACCACUCCAACCUCGCCCUCCUGCUCACACUGACCCGCUCUCUCAGGAGCUCAGCACUGAACCGGCACGUCAGGCGGGAGGGGGGGGCGGGUGCUCUUCAUAGGACUCUGCAUAGUGCUCCCCCCCCCCACCCCCUCUAAAUCUCUCCCACCAUACCUUUAAGUUGUACUUUUUCUGUACAUAUUUUAACCACAGCACUGUGCAAUUGGGUUGCUUGCCCUGUUGAGGGUCAUCGUUUCACACUUUUGUUUCCAUACAUUCUUAUUCCUUUACAAAUUUAAGCCCAAGUUUUUUUUUUUUCUCUCUCUCCCCCCCCCCCCCCCCCCCCCUCACAUUUUAAUUAUCGCUAUUUGUGGGAACACCGGGCAGCUUGCAGGGAAGUGACUGUAAUGGGGCAACAGUGAUGUCUGUCUGGAAGUCAGUCUGAAGGCCAGAACUGCAUGUUGGCCUCCUAAGGCUGAACUCUCAGGGCUGUGGUCACAUCAGGGGUAAUCAUGGAACUUGGGCUUUUAAUGGAAGCCUACUGGAAGCACAAUGCUUCAACCGCUAAUACCACCAUUUUCACCAGUAUCUGAAAAUGGACCAGACAUCUAAGGCCUAUAACAAAUGAGUAUCAUUGCUCUCCAAACUAAAUCAUGUGCUUUUUUUUCCUAGUGUCUUGAGUUCAACAGCCUGGCUACUGAUUUUUUUAUUUUAUUUUUUAUUAUUAUUUUUGUUUUUGGUUUUCCUUUUUUUAAAUAUAAACUCCAGUUAGCUUAUUUAAUUUUCAUUUAAAUUUAUUUUAACCAGACCAAUUAUGACCAGUAUGCCCAUCAGUACCAAUGGUUGCAUGGGGCAGUGUUGGCCCCUUGAGCUCUUGCAGAACUGGGAUCAUUGGGAUCAUUGGGAUCAUUGGAGAUUUCUUUUUCUUUUUUUAAAUAUAUUUUAAUUUGAUCCCCAAGUCAUGCCACCCCAACCUUUCAUGCCAUCUGAGAUUAGAUCGUUACUGAAGUUGCACAGAUCGUUACCUGCAGAAAGAGAACUGGUGUGUCUGCGGCAUCUUUCUCUAUAUGGGGAAAAUAAUUUCAGUAGCCCCUCCUCCCCCACCUUCCCUCUAUUUUGCCCUACCUUAAACUCUCCAAAUGGAGUAUCUGGGCUGUACUGUGUCUCUGUGGUCGAUAUGACAGGGAGGGGCAGUGUAUGUGUGUAUGUGUGUAUGUGUGUAUGUGUGUAUGUGUGUAUGUGUGUAUGUGUGUAUGUGUGUAUGUGUGUAUGUGUGUAUGUGUGUAUGUGUGUAUGUGUGUGAGCUCUUAUGCUUUUCUCACAUCCAUGGACAGGGUUGUGAAUGUAAUUAUUUUAUUUUUGGAGUGGGAGGGAAAGGUUUAAAAGGGGAAUGAGGUGGGUGGGGGGGGGGUGAACAAGGGUUUUUGACUGUAUUGACUGGGGGCAAGACAUAUGAAAAAAUACAAUGCAUUCCAUCAUAUUAAAUUUGACUUGUUGAAAGGUAAACCGGUGGCCAAAUAAAUCAAAAUUUACAAAAACCAAACAUGUACUGGAUGUGCUUCUCUUAUAUGGUACGUACAAAGUAUUGUCAAGUUGUCUUGACGGCAUUCCUUGUGCAGAGAAACAAAAGGGCUGAACUGUGCUUGGUCCAGUUGGUGCUGAAUCGCAGGGCUAUUUGAGAUUGCUUCAGCUACUAUUUUUGUGAACCCAUUAGGCACACUAUUUCAAUAAUGCUUUCAUAUUAUUUUGGGGACCUGACACAUUUUACAAGCAAAAUCAUGUCUAUACUUCCUACUCUCCUCUCAUGCGUAGACCACUGUCAAUGUCUGUAGUGACAUUGCAAUGCAGGGCAGCCUGUAGCAUAGUGGUUAAGGUAUAUGACUGGGACCUGCAAGGUCGGUGGUUCAACCCCGGUGUACCCACAGUAAGAUCCGCACAGCCGUUGGGCCCUUGAGCAAGGCCCUUAACCCUGCAUUGUUCCAGGGGAGGAUUGUUUCCUGCUUAGUCUAAUCAACUGUGCAUCACUCUGGAUAAGAAAAUGCCAUUCAUGUCUUACUGAACCAUGCCUGCUACUGUGUUCUUUGCAAACAUUAUGCAGUCAAUUCCUAUUGGACACAGCCUUGUCAUUUGAGGGGUCUUUCCUGGUGUUUUGCAGAUGCAUGCAUCCAUGUUGCCUCCUUGCACUGGUGUUCCAAACCCUUAAUAAGCUUAUGAACAAAGUCUACGAAAGAAGUUUAAAUUAUGACUAUGACUCAGCAGUUGUAAUCUUUAGAGCAGGGGUCACCAACCCUGUUCCUGGAGAUCUACUGUCCUGAAGGUUUUUACUUCAACCCUCAUUUUGCACACCUGAUUAUAAUAAUUAGCAGCUCAAUGCGAUCUGAAGCCAUUGAAUGAGGUGUGCUUUGUUAGUAAGACCUCCAGGAACAAGGUUGGUGACCACUGCUUUAAUGUCCAAGUGCAUUUGGUUUUCAAAGUUUUAUUAGAAAUUGUUUUUAAUUGUAAGCUGAAGGUGUUAACUGUACUUGCACAAUGUACAUCAUGAACAGUUUUUUAUGGCAGUUUGUCUCACUGACACCAUUAAAUUGCUGUGUAAAACUGAAAUUGGAGAUGGGGAAAAUAAUAUUGGCAAAUUAUCAUUUUAGAGCUUGGAGAUUUAUGUUCCAUACUCAAAUUUCGACCAAAAGUGCUUAUUUUUCUCUGCUGUUUUUUGUGACACGAUGCAUGUUUUUACGUUAUCGUUGCUAAAUGGCACAGAGCUGACCAUUGUGCUCUGUAGGCAGGGUUGGGGACAUCACUCCUCUAUGCAACCAUUUUGUGGGCAUCUUCGAUACUAGAACCAGGCAGAGAAAGCCCAUUCAUGUGGGCAUUUAAUACAACACCUAGUGAUUAACAAACUAUUAAAAGUGGCAAAAUUAAGAACAUGUAGAUUGAGAAGGUUAAAAGAAUCAGAUGUCACAGAACAAUUCAAAAAACUGAAGUCAACAAUUAAACCUUACAAUAAGUGGGAUUGGGCAAAUGGAACAGAAUAGAAAAAACAAGCUUACAGUUGUGUUCAAAUAUACGGCAGUGCGUUAAAAAAAAGUGAAUAAAGUUCCAAAAUUCCAAAUCAAAGCAUUAGCUAAUUUUAUCGAGUCUGCGUUAUUCUUUUAUAGGGAUAUUAAUCUGCUCAAAAAAAAUAGCAGUGUUGACAUUUUUCAAGAUUUUACUUCAAUUUAAAUUACGGAACUAAUAUUCAGUUGCAUAACCCUUGUUUUAGAUAACUGCUGCGCAUCUGCGUUGCAUCGAGUCAACCAACUUCUGGCACCUAGAAACAGGUAUAUCAGCCCUGGAUGAACAAACUACAUACCACAGUUCCUGUGAAUUUUUGGGUUUUGCUUCAGAAACUGCAUUUUUAAUGUCCCGCCACAAGUUUUCAAUGGGGUUGAGGUCCAUUACCUCAAUCCUUUUUGUCUGGAACCAAGAUGUUGCUCGCUUACUAGUGUGUUUGGGGUCGUUGUCUUGUUGAAACACCCAUUUCAUUUCAGGGGCAUUUCCUCUUCGGGAUAUGGCAACAUAAUCUCUUUUAUUAGUAUUUUGAUGUAUUCAAACUGACCCAUGAUCCCUGAUAUAGGAAUCCAACACCGUAGUAUGAAAAACAUCCCCAUACCAUGAUUUCUGUGCCACCAUGCUUCACUGUAUUCACAGUGUACUGUGGCUUGAAUUCAGUACCUGGGGAUCGUCUGACGUACUGUCAACAACCACUAGACCUGAAAAGACCAAUUUUACUCUCAUCAGUCCACAGAAUGUUACGCCUUUUCUCUUUGGGCCAAUCGAUGUGUUCCUUGACAAAUUUUAACCGAUUCUGCAAGCGCCGUUUUUUCAACAAUGGUCUUCUGACUUACAGGUAAUUGUAGAUCAUCUUUGAUCUUUCUGGAGCUGAUGAAUGGCUGAAUCUUUGCCAUUCUGACUAUUCUUCGAUCCGUUUUAACAGUAGUUGCUCGUUUUCUUCUGCGUCUUUUGGGUUUUUGUUGCCAUUUUAAAGCAUUUGAGAUCAUUUUAGCAUCCUAUAAUUUGCUGCACUUCUUUAUAGGUUUUCCCCUCUUCAAUCAACUUUUUAAUCAAAUGACGUUGUUCCUCCGAACAAUGUUUGGAACGGCCCAUUUUACUUAGCAAUUCAGUAGGAAAUAUAUUUUAUAAUAAUGUGUGAAACAUUUGCUUCCCAUCUUCCUUAAUAAAGGGCAAUUAAUGACACCUGUUCUUUCACAGAAUGAAUGAAUGCUCUAAUUAAACUCCACACUGCUACUAUUUUGAACACGCCCCUUUCAACGAAUGAGUCAAUUAAUCAGAACAAGCAGUGUGCAUGUCAUGAUAUUUGGGUCUGUUGUUUUUCUAUUAGACUACAUCUACAAGUAAAUUAUUUGCAUUGCAGAAAUAUCACUACUACUAAUAACAGUGGUUCACCAGGUUACUGAUUUUGUACUGUUAUUUUCUUGAACACAACUCUAUAAACACAAAUUGGGUUUAAAUUA